Messenger RNA from Heterobasidion irregulare TC 32-1, 2478 nucleotides. RefSeq lists its product as uncharacterized. The transcript is spliced from 14 exons. Gene Ontology annotation, molecular function: protein binding. The record is from RefSeq and is a predicted model, not a curated record. Gene Ontology annotation, cellular component: elongator holoenzyme complex. Bases 1 to 2478 code for a protein of 825 amino acids. Gene Ontology annotation, biological process: tRNA wobble uridine modification. NCBI's taxonomy places the organism in Eukaryota, Fungi, Basidiomycota, Agaricomycetes, Russulales, Bondarzewiaceae.
AUGUCCGUGAAUGCCUCGAUCGAGUAUAUCUCGGCCUCCAUAAAUCGUUUUAAUCACGCCGCGUCGUCCUCAUCAUCUUCUCUCGUGGCUUAUGGUUCUGGUAAAUUCGUCGCACUCUGGGAUCUAGAGGUUGACCAUGGUGUGCUCGAGACGCUAGUCGGUCACUCUGGUCUUGUCACCUGCGUGGAAUUUAUCGAUGACGCACAUCUCGCAAGUGCAGAUGACACGGGCUUGGUGCGCAUAUGGAAGUUGAAUAGUGAUGGCAAGGCAUGGUCGCUGCUCAUUGUGCAAGCUCAUCUCAAGGCGGUGUCCGCUCUUUGCACAAAUCUCCAGGCAGGGUAUCUAGUCACUGGGGCAUCGGACUCAACAGUGAAGGUAUGGGAUUUCAGCACAAAAGAUGAACUGCAGGAAGUAGAGUCCAUCGCGCUGAAUGGACGUUACCCCCUGUCUCUCGAGCUUGCAAAUCUACCGCAAAGCAAAGCUCUUGUACUUGCGAUUUCAGGUACAGACAAAAACAUAUACAUAUACCUUCGCUCUGAAGAAAAGUUCGUAUAUUCCGCAACGCUAUCGGGGCAUGAGGACUGGAUCCGUAGCCUGUCAUUCCGAUCACCCCUCACUACCACCGAUCCGCUCAUCCUCGCCUCAGGCUCCCAAGAUGCGACAAUCCGCCUAUGGAACAUCGAUCCUGUCACAAAAUUCAGCUCGAACGCUGAUAGUGCCACAGAUGCUCUAAGCGACGAGCUUCUCGAUGCAUUUGAGGCAUCGUUGGGUGAGCUUUCAGACGCAGGGGAUGGUGGCAGGCAAAUUUCGUUGAAGAAGCAUGUCCUAACCGUGAAAGGCGACGAUGGAAGGUAUCAAUUUUCUAUCACAUUCGAUGCUCUACUCGUUGGCCACGAAGCGGGCAUUACUGCUCUCACCUGGCGGGUACUGCAAAAUAUGACGCCCUCUUCACAAGAAUCACAAUUGACGUUGCUUUCCACUUCAUCGGAUUCUUCCGUUAUAAUCUGGUCCCCUUCCCCAAUCGUCACAGCUCACCCAGAUGCUUCGUCAGCCAUCUGGGUCAACCGGCAACGCUUUGGCGAUGUUGGGGGACAGCGCCUUGGUGGUUUCGUUGGCGGCCUGUGGGCAUGCAGCGGACGGGAUAUACUUGCUUGGGGUUGGGCAGGAGGAUGGAGACGUUGGCAUUGCGAGGCCUCCGAUGGGGAUAGCACAGAAACAUGGACGGAGACUGGUGCAAUAUCUGGACACGCGGGCCCUGUGCGAGGAAUUGCAUGGAGCCCAGGAGGAGAAUAUCUCAUCUCCGUGGGGCUGGAUCAAACGACUCGGAUUCAUGCUGCUCUUCUAACAGGAAGUCGUGAUAGCACACACCUUUGUUCAUGGCACGAACUCAGCCGUCCACAAGUGCACGGAUAUGAUCUUGUUGGUGUGGGAUUUAUUGAUCCGAUGCGUUUUGUGAGCGUUGCAGAUGAGAAGGUUGCGCGUGUGUUCGAAGCUCCAGGGACUUUUGUUCGUUCCGUGAAGAAUCUUGGCGUAGCUGAUUCGGGUGUCAGUGAGGAGGGAAGACCAGUCACCGCCAGCGUACCGCCGCUCGGGUUGUCAAAUAAAGCCAUUACCGAUGCUAAUGCGCAGCUUCCGACCGCAAAUAGCGCGGAGGUGACUCGACGUCCCUUCGAGGGGGAGUUAGCAGCCAUGACGUUGUGGCCUGAGACCGAGAAAGUGUUCGGGCACGGUUACGAGUCUGUCACUAUCAGUGUAUCGUCUUCACACAAGCUCAUUGCCACGGCAUGCAAAGCAACAACACCGAAACACGCCGUCGUCCGUAUUUACGAUACCGAGAAGUUCCGGCCCAUCGGUGAACCGCUGGCUGGCCAUGGUCUGACUGUCACGCGCAUUGCUUUCAGUCCAGACGACCGUCAUGUCCUCACUGUCUCGCGAGACCGUACAUGGCGGCUUUUCCGUCUUCAAGCAGAAGGAGACGGUUAUAUUCCCAUUGCAGCGGACAGAUCACAUCUGCGGAUUGUCUGGGACUGUGCCUGGGCCCUUGAAGGUAACCUGUUUGCUACAGCAUCGCGAGAUAAGACGGUCAAGAUCUGGUGCCCCAAAGAUCAGAGCGAAGACCAAUGGACGGCAGUUGCAACGUUGAAAUUACCAGAGGCAGCUACGGCAGUCGCAUUUACAACAAACCAAGACAAGCAAAUUUUGGCGAUUGGCCUCGAGACAGGAGAUAUACUCAUAUAUUCAUCGUCCUCACCUCCUGACUGGAAACAUGUCCUGAGCAUCAAAACGGAGUAUGUAACCACUGUUCCAAAUAACAUUGACAGCAUACUAAAGUUAUUGUUCGAACCUAGGCAAGCGCACACGGACCACAUCCAUCAAUUGGCCUGGAGCAUAAAUAAGGAGACACAACGAAAGCACUUCGCGAGUUGCAGUGAAGAUGGUACAUUGAGAAUAUGGGCUAUCCAGUUCGGAAUCAAUUAA